AUGGAGCUUGGGGAUGCCUUUAGGAAGCCCGCCCGCGCAAGUGGUGUCGUCGGCGGAUCCUCGGCCGGCGGCCCGGACCGGCUGAGCUCUCUGCCGGACUGCCUCCUCCAUACCAUCAUGUCCUCCUUGAAAGCUCGGCAGGCGGUCCAGACAUGCGUGCUGUCCACACGGUGGAGGCACCUCUGGCGCUCGGUGCCGUGCCUCGACAUCGACUUUGAUGAGUUCAGCAACACGGCGCCCGCUUCUGACGUCUUCGAUAGCAACGAGAGCGACGACGAUACCUCUGAUUCCGACAGUGAUAACUGGCACAACCACAAGGACUGGGAGCACUUCACCAAGUACAAGGACUGGGAGGAUUUUGAGGAUUUUGCUGUGACACUGAUACGCCGCUUGUGCCGCUCUUUGGUGGAUUUGGAGCUGGACAAUUGCAGUUGUGAAAUUCAGUCAAUCACCUCCCAAUCGCUGAAGACCCUGGUUCUGAAAAGAUGUGGAUGGCGCAAUCUUUCUGAGAUUAUAUCGCCCACACUGAAGACAUUGGUUAUUGAUGGCGGCUCAAAUAUAGGUGCCUGUGUGCUAGUUAUCUUGGCCCCCUCUGUGGUGUAUCUGCAUUUGGCUAUGCGUGUUGACUACUUUAGUGGCGGUGUUUCAUUAAAUGAGGUGCCAUCCGUUGCCCAGGCUUUGAUUCAUCUAUGGUAUCACAAAUAUGUUUAUGCCAGAAGUAAACUUGCUGGCGAUCAAUUCAAGCUUCUCUGUAGCAUAUCUAAUUCGACAAAUUUAGAAUUGUCGGAUGUUGGGACAACAGUGCUUGGUAAGGAACCCAAAUUCCAAGAAUUCAAGAACCUGAGGAGCUUAUUGCUGGACAGAUGUGAUCUCAGUGAUGACUUCAAGACAUUGGUAUUCUUUCUUCGGAGUUCUCCUAUUCUUGAGAAGCUCACUUUGCGGUGCUGCGAGUUCCCAAAAUAUUCUAACAAAAAGAAAGGAACACCCAUACUCAACAAGACCUCAUCUUCUGAGCUCCGUGGACUGGAUUUGCUGUGUGAGAACCUCAAGGUUGAAAUCAUAUAUAAUGAUGGCUAUGGACCCCACCUUAUGCAGCUUCUGCUGCGCAUUUCAGUGAAUUUGUCGAAGAACAACGUUAAACUCACCAAAGUUAAUUAG
Messenger RNA from Miscanthus lutarioriparius, 1158 nucleotides. Lineage: Eukaryota; Viridiplantae; Streptophyta; Magnoliopsida; Poales; Poaceae. The record is from the annotation of a GenBank genome assembly.